This is a messenger RNA of Astrephomene gubernaculifera, 2123 nucleotides long. Lineage: Eukaryota; Viridiplantae; Chlorophyta; Chlorophyceae; Chlamydomonadales; Astrephomenaceae. The record is from the annotation of a GenBank genome assembly.
AAUUGAAAGCACGAGACUUGUAUUGGAAUCUUUUAACAUAUGGCUUUCGUCAUGGUGCGCUACGCCUUUUGACAACUUCGUGUAACAAUUUUCGGAAAGUGUGGCGCAUUCCUUUCUGCUCAGCACGUUACAAUACAUCCACUUCAGCGAAUAUCAACAUUGGACAGCUUUGUUUUAUAUAUUGCUGUUGGUGUGACGGUUACAAAAUCAGUUCUCCGGUAGAGUAGGUCUUGCCGUUCACGUACCGGUAGAUUCACCGUAGAUUUAGGUCCAUAUCAAGUCAAGAGUCAGUAUACUUCUGCAGAGUACACUAUAUUACAGAGCUUUCAGCAUACUCUGGGAAUGCUACCAAGGCUUGCAGUCUGGUGAACCUGAGGUCCACCGCCAGCUCUAGGCACGAAGGGGUGGCUGUCUUUAGUUUGCUCCUCUUCUUCUAUUAGCUAGUCUAGGGCGAUUGUGUUGCUUACAUUACUGCUACCGUAAACGGUGUUGCUCUUGGUUAUAGCCUACGGAACCUAAUUUCGCGCGGUUUUCUAGGUCUUCAACAAAGCAGAGGGCUGCUUAGCUCUCCAUGACUUCGUAUGAGUGUUCUUUCGGCACCAAUAUCCAGCAGACAUCGAAAGCCGCGAAUGCCGGACCAACAGCUGCGCCAGACCCAGGCUUUCUGGAUCUUCCGGAGCCCAUAUUACAGCAAAUACUGGUGUUGUCUGGCUCUGGGGGCCCCGCAGCCGCGUGCGCAUGUUCCUACUUGCAGACGACUUUUGAUGCCGCGCUUACCAGCCCAGAGCUCGCAGCACGCUUCCUGAUUGUACGCUACGGCCCCAGCACUGCCCUGUUCCAUGUCUACGGUCCAAACGGUGUGGCGCGCUUCCUGCUUCGUGGAGCAUCUGGCGGUCUGUCGCAUGAUGAUGCGACCAACAAGUUAAUACGCGAGCUUCUGCGUCUUGGUGCCUCGCCGCAUGCCCAGGCACGCUUUCUCCUGGCUGCUGCGGCUGGCGCCGGCGACACGCGCACCCUUCGCACUAUCCUAAGCGCCGGAGGCUUGAGCCCUGGCGCCAGUGGUGGAGGCGGCCGGGCGCUGGUCGCAGCCGCCGCUGGGGGCCAUCUUCCCGUCAUGCAGCUGCUGCUGCGCGCCGGCGUCUCCGCCCGAGCUGAGAGCGGCAUGCCGCUGCGCGCCGCAUGCCGUGAAGGGCAUCUAGCUGCCGUACGGCUGCUGCUCAGCCACGGCGCCGACCCGCGGGUCGCGGCGGGAGCCGCGCUGGCGGAAGCGGCCCGCGGCGGCCAUUUGGAAGUGGUUUCGGAGCUACUGGCCACGGGCACCGUUGACUGCCGUACACCGGCUGCAGCAGCGGCCCUGUCCGCGGCAGCUGCGGCGGGGCGCGAUGACGUUGUGGUUGCUCUGCUGGCGGCAGGUGUUCGUCCGCCAGCCACUGUUGCUCAGCCGCUCGGUCGUAGUAACGGUAACGGUACCGGCAGCAUCAUCAGCGGCGGAGGUGGAAAGGAGGCGGUUCCGCUAAGGGCGCCACGACGGGCUGUGGGUCGGCUGGGCGGGAAUGAAAUGGGGGCUGCAUCGGUUGGCUUUGGAGGGGUUGGGGCAGGCGGUGGUGGCGCGUCGCUGCCCAACAGCGGCGGCGGCGGCGUGCAUGCAGCGGUGCGGUCAUCUGCGCAGCAACAACAUCACAAUCGCCAGCAGCAGCACCAGCAGCAGCUGGCUACCUGCUCGUCUCGCAUCCGCCCAUAGGUUGGUUUGUUGGUUGUUGUACGAGGGGUAAGACGUGGUCUUGAGUAUUGUCAUGUGGCGCCUGCUUGUCUGUUGGGGUUUGCCAAGUGGGGGUGCUUUCCUUGGAUACGUGGUUCCAUGGCGCAUGUGCAUGAUUAGGCGCCGCUGGGUAGCGGUGCCUCGAGAGUGAGGCUUUCUCUUGGUAUGCAGUGAACGGGCGAGGAAGCCUGUUAAUGGCAAGAUGAUUUGGGGACAAGAAUAAAGGUCAGAGGGACACAUUAACCAUGAUUGCAUGACGUUUGCAAGCGCAGAAGCACACCAAAAGUGCAGAAGCAAAGGCAUUCGUGCAUUCGGGCAGUUUGUUGGGCCAUGAGACAUGUGUGCCAUCGGUACAAUCCAUGAG